Molecule: messenger RNA, 564 nt
Organism: Microthlaspi erraticum
Lineage: Eukaryota; Viridiplantae; Streptophyta; Magnoliopsida; Brassicales; Brassicaceae
Source: the annotation of a GenBank genome assembly
AUGGAGCCAUUGAAAGAAGACGAAGAGUACAGUUUCAGGGAAGUGGUGUUGCCGUCGCUGAUUCCGGUGGUGGCAGAGCCGGAGCUAGAGAGGGAAACCGGAGAGAGAAGAAGAGGAAGAGAUGUAAUCGUAGCCGUUGAUCAUGGUCCCAAUAGCAAACACGCCUUCGAUUGGGCUCUCGUUCAUUUCUGUCGCCUCGCAGAUACGCUUCACCUUGUUCACGCCGUCUCAAGUGUGAAGAAUGAUGUUGUGUACGAGACGAGCCAAGCUCUAAUGGAGAAACUCGCUGUUGAGGCGUUUCAAGUUGCCAUGGUGAAGAGUGUGGCUCGUGUGGUUGAAGGGGAAGCGGGUAAAGUAAUCUGCAAGGAGGCAGAGAGAGUGAAGCCUGCGGCUGUGAUCAUGAGUACACGAGGCCGUAGCUUAGUAAGAAGCAUGCUACAAGGUAGCGUAAGCGAGUACUGUUUCCACAAUUGCCACUCGGCUCCUGUCAUCAUUGUUCCUGGGAAAGAAGCUGGAGACGAAUCGAUUGUAGACUGGACACGAUCAGGAGAUCCAAAACCCUGA